AUGGCGAUAUCGCCACGCUGCCUGGAGUCUUCUGCUCCGGUGCCACCACGUCGGGCCUUGCUCCUGCUGCCCAGAAGGCGUCCACCGUUUGAGGGUGCUGUUCUAGCGGCGAUCGUAGCGGCAGCUCCACCCCUUCUCCAGCGAGCUCGACCAUGUUCGACGCAGACUUUCAAAUCAAAGAGAUGCAAGGAGCUUCCGCUUGGGGCGGCCUGCCUGGUGCUGUAUUCGGACGCAGAGGUCGGAAGCAGAAGGCUGAGCCGCAUCCACGACAUCCUCAAGGAAGCUGAGCAAAUGCUGGGAGGCUCGGAAGAGGCAGAGACCGAGGCACUCCAGCUCAGCCUUCACCUGAGGAGCUGCAGGGACGACCCCGGCCGACUGGGGCCCGGUGUGGGGCGCCUCAGUGCUUGGCUGAAAGAAGGUGCGUCGCAGGGUCGCCGCUUUCUGGGUGGAGACAGGCUGUCUUUGCGCAGCGACGUUGCUCUCGUCGGUGCACUGCUCACAUCUCGCUCCUGGUGUCGCCGCCUGGCUGGUGCUUCACUGCAGAAGCUGCAAGCUGCGAAACAGCCUUUGAAAGGGACUGACUUGGUCCUGCAAUGGAUGCUGACAGUCUUGAAUGAAGAGCCGUGCCAGCAGGCAUUGAAGGCGGCACGCGAAUUGGAAACCUCUUGGCCCUCUUUGCAAGACGAGGUCCUUCCCCCCGAGCUUUGCGACUUCCUCCGUUCUCUUGAAGUGCCAGAGCCGCUCUGCGCACAGGAGCUCCUUUCGGCCAAGGAGAGGGAAGAGCUGGAAGAGGAGCAGAGGCAGGCUGAGCUCGCUGGCAUUCCCCUCAUAAAGGCCGUGCAGGAUGGGGACGUUGAGGCAGUCCGCAGCCUCCUCGAAUCGGGUGUGAGUGUGGAUGCAAAGUUUCGGACCAAGCACCACGAAGUGCGGCUGGAGCACAUCGCCUGUGCAGUGGGCGUGUCUCGUCCUGCAUGUCGCCAACACGACGACGACCACCCUGCCAAGCUCAUAGCGCGAGACCUGAACCUUCGACUAUUUCCGGAUCGGGAUCCCUGCAUGGAAGCAAAAGGAAUCGAGAUCUUGCGAUUACUCGUCGAGUACCGAGGAUCGCUGGAGGCCUUGGACUCCGACGGCGGGACGCCGGCGUUUUAUGCGGCCAUGGCAGGAAAUGUGCGGUGCUUUGAGCACAUGCUGCAGGCAGGAGGUGAGAAGGUUUUUCACCACCAGGAUUAUUUGGACCGAUAUCCACUCUACUGGGCAACAUCAAACGACCAGCCGGCCGCGGUGCAGUGGUUAUUGCAGCACACUUGCUUGCCCGUGGAUGCACGCAGCCGGCACGGGCGAACUGCACUGGCGAAGGCUGCCUGGUCAGACUCUCCGGACAUCGCCGCGAUGUUGCUGGAGAAGCAUGCGGAUCCACGAAUCGUCGACGACCACCAGCGCACAGUUCUGCACAUGGCAUCUUGGGGUGCUUGGGGUGGUCGCCGUGGUGGCAAAUUUGUGAAUGGCCGCGCUGCAGGGGCCAGCCCCAGAUGCGUGCGGCUCAUCCUGACAACGGAGGAGGGGCGCCUUUGCAUGCACGCUGCCGACCGUGAUGGGGGGACGCCGAUUGCCAUCGCAUCAGCAACGGGCGCACUGGAUGCGCUCGAGGAGCUGCUGCAUUGCCCAGAAGGACUCAGGCAGGUCCGUGAUCCUCCACCGGAGCUGCAGGACUUUCUGCCUCUUGCAGCGGCAGCUUUCCGCGGCCAUGUCGACUGCAUGCAGAUGCUGCUGGAUGCUCGGGCGACGCCGGAGCUUCGCGCAAAGAGCACUGGCAGGUCUGCCAUGGACUUCGCCGUGAUCGGACAGGAGCUCCCCACUGCCGAGCUCUUGGCAAACCAGCUGCUGCCGGGUGCCAGCGCAACUGCGAUCUUUGCAACAGCUCUGACCUGGGCCGUGCACACCGGAGUGCCAGGCAUGAUUCGACUGCUUGCUCAGCGUUGUCCGGAGGCCUUGCAGAGUCAGGACUUUAUCCACCUGGUCUUGAUGCACGGGCCAAGCAGCCGUGCCGAGGUCACGUGGCCGCCCUUCCCGGCCAAUGCCGAGCAGCACCCAGCACCACCUCCAAGUCCCAGGCACUCGGCGCUGCGCCGAGGACGUCUCAAGCCAUUCAGUUCCAUUUCCAUCAUCUGCUGCCAAGCCCUUCUAGGGGCAAAGGCUGAGGUGACCGAGUCAACGCUGACCAGUGUGCUGAGGCGGGGACUGGGCCGCUCAGAGUCGGAGCAGCCGCUGCUAGACGCGCUGCUCCGAGCCUACACGAGGCCUCAGCGGCCUCAAGCCAAGCUGGCCUGGCCGCUGGUUGCAGCGGCAGCGGCCAAUAGCCCCGCUGCUGUGUCACUCCUACUGGCAUCGAAGGCAGAUCCUGCUGGUGCAGAUGGCUUCGCUUUCACCGCAGCUGCCGACUCUGAAGAGUGCCUCGCCCUGCUGCUCGAGGCCUGUGAGGGAGUGCCACGAUGUCCGAGGACGCUGGAUGUGACCGAAGAGGACAAAGUCAGCCUUCUGGAGGUUGCUGCGGCCAAAGGAAAUGCCCAGUGUGUGGGCCUGCUCUUCACCAUGCUGCAUGGUGAUGCAACUGCAGCUGCAGCGGCUGCAGCGGCUGCAGCGGCUGCAGCGGCUCAGCGCGCUGAGCACUUCGACAUCUCUCGUUGGCUUCAAUCUGCAGAGGGUGUAAACAGCAUAGUCCUGGGCUUUAGCACCUCAACGUGUGACAGAUCUGCAAGGACUGCAAGGACAAGCGACGAUCUUUCCGAAGGAGCGCAGCUGCUGUCCUGGCAAUCAGUGCUGAAACCUGCAGAUGCUGUGCUGCGCUCCUGUUGCUGGAUCGAGUGCUUGGCUGAUGCGAGACAAGCUUUGCGCUCGCUGGAGGAGGACCUGUCUGAGUUGGCCAUCCUCGGUGUCGACCUGGAGUGCUACGGUGACGUGGUUUGUACACUGCAGAUGGCGACAGUGAAACGGACGGUCGUCCUGGACGCGUUGAGACUACAUGGCUACAUUGCCGAGCUUGUGAGCAGUAUUUUCUUGGACGGAACCAUCACCAAGCUCUUCCAUGCACCGAGAAACGAUAUGCGGUGGCUUUGGAGCAACUUCGGCGUCCAAGUAGUAUCUCGGCCAGAGAAUGCGAGAGAUGCAGGUACCAACCUUGCCCGGUUCUUUUGCUUUCGCGAUGCCUUGAAGAGGUGA
Molecule: messenger RNA, 3219 nt
Organism: Symbiodinium sp. CCMP2456
Lineage: Eukaryota; Dinophyceae; Suessiales; Symbiodiniaceae
Source: the annotation of a GenBank genome assembly